Theobroma cacao (cacao) is the source of this 852-nucleotide messenger RNA. RefSeq names its product receptor-like protein 34. Gene Ontology annotation, molecular function: protein binding. Lineage: Eukaryota; Viridiplantae; Streptophyta; Magnoliopsida; Malvales; Malvaceae. The record is from RefSeq and is a predicted model, not a curated record.
AUGCUACAAGUUCUAGAUAUUGGAAACAACAUAAAUGACAUAUUCCCAAUUGGUUGGGAGCUCUUCCGGAGCUUCAGGUACUUGUUCUCCAUUCCAAUAAAUCCCAUGCUCUUCUGCCAGGUUCAGGGAGGAACAUUUCUUUUCCAAAUUAAGUUGCGAAUUCUUUAUCUCUCUGACAACGAUUUUAGUGGUCCUUUGCCAACGAGGUAUUUUGAAAGUGUGAUGGCCAUGAAGAGUAUUGGUGAGGGUGAAAGAGAAUUGAAGUAUUUGGGACAAAAAUACUAUCAGGAUUCUGUGAGGGUAACACUAAAAGGGAUAGAGGUUGAACUGGUGAGGAUCCUAACUAUUUUCACUACCAUUGACUUGUCGAUAAACAGCUUUCAUGGAGAGAUUCUAGAAGUAAUCGGAGAGCAUCGUGCAUUGAAAGUGCUAAACUUUUCCCUCAACAGCCUUACAGGACGAAUACCAACAUCUCUGGCAAGGCUAAACUUACCACAAAACCAGCUUGUUGGAUCCAUUCCUCGAGGUAAUCAGUUCGAUACCUUUGAAAAUGAUUCAUAUAUAGGAAGCUUGGGUUUGUGUGGUUGGCCAUUGUCAAAGAAAUGUAGCAGUGAUGAGGCCCCAGAAACACCAUCUUCAGAGUCUGAAGGGAAUGGUGACUUAUUCUUAGAUGGACUUGGUUGGAAGGCUGUGGUGAUAGGGUAUGGAAGUGGAGUGGUGGUUGGCAAUGCUGUUGGAUAUAUAGUGUUCUUAACUGGAAAACCUCGUUCUCUUGUUCGGAUAAUUGAACGAAAUCAUCACAGAAAGAUGAGAAAGACCAAUCAGAGACACAGGGAAACAAGAAACUCAUAA